GUCCAGCGCCUGCCGGCCAGGCUCCGAGCCCGGAGCGGGGCGCUGCCGUGGGGACGCUGUUGGGUUUAUCUCGCUGGGGAAGGGGUUUAAGCCAAGCCCCGCAGUGCCGCUCCCGGGCUGCGGCAAGGGGGUGCCCGGGGUGGGGGCCGGGGUUGUGAGCGCGCCGGCGCUGUCCACGGGAACAGCCCCCACUCACACGAGUGGGUCCGCCCGGCCCGGGCCUGUCCCGUUGAUCCCAAUGGCCUGAUCAGAUACUCCGGCGUGUAGCUGUUCGCAGGCGCGGGCCCCGGGGUGUGGUGCAAUGGCUGGCGUUUGGUGGCGGGAUCCCUCGAGCCGGCCUUGGAGGAGCAGUAAACGGCUCUAGCAUGGACUCAAAAUGGACUUUUUGGCUCUCUUCAUAAUUUAUCUGCUAUUAGUUCUGGCUAGUGUUGUUCUAGUCUGCAUCUAUUCAGGAAGGAAACAGAGUUUUCCUGCAAGAGGCCUCAGUUGUAUAACUCAGGUAUCUUCAUUUGUAAUCCCAACACGGCUUCAAAGAGCAACACAGAGAGUGCUUCACAGGCUCUUCCACACACGAAGUUGUCUGUUCAUUGUCCUGCACUUAGCCUUACAAGUGGCAGUUUAUGGUGAAUACACUUGGGAAGUAUUUGGCUACUGCAAAGAGAUGGAGUUCAGCAUUCAUUACCUUCUGCUGCCAUAUUUGUUGCUGGCUGUGAAUAUGGGAUUUUUCAUUCUGUGCUCUGUGACCAACCCUGGUACAAUAACACAAUCAAAUCAGGAGUCAUUUCUUAAGGCUUAUGCAUAUGAUGGAGUAAUGUUUCAGAAAAGCACCAUGUGUCCUACAUGCAACGUGGAAAAGCCAGCCAGAUCUAAACACUGCAGUGUAUGUAACAACUGUGUACAUCGUUUUGAUCACCACUGUGUUUGGGUCAACAACUGCAUUGGUGCCUUCAAUACAAGAUAUUUUUUCAUUUACCUCUUCACUCUGACUGCCAUGGCUGCAAACCUUGCAAUCAUAACAGCAGCAUUUCUAAUCCAAGUAGUGCUGCUAUCAAAUAUAAUGCUUGGAAGUUACAUUGAUGAUCAGGGGCAAGAGCAUGCAGUUGAGAUUCUCUUUCUUAUUCAGCACCUGUUCCUGACGUUUCCUAGAAUUGUCUUCAUGCUUGGUUUUGUUAUUGUCCUAUCUCUGGUGCUGGGGGCGUAUUGCUGUUUCACUCUGUACCUGGCCCUGACUAACCAAACAUCCAAUGAAUGGUAUAAAUCGAGAAGAUAUGAAUGUUCUUGCUGUCAGGUGUUGCAACCCCAUGACAGGCACAUUGUUUACAGAAAUGUUUAUUCUCAAGGAGUUUGGGUCAAUUUAAAGGAAAUCUUUAAACCUCCUACAAGUUCAGAAAAAAAGAAAAAAACAUGAGGAAAUAGUUACAUGUUUUAAAAUCUAUAUUUAUUUUUUAAACUUUUCCCAAAGGAUUUAACUCCAUGAAGAGCUUUGUGCCAGCACCAAGGACCCUUGAAAUGAUACUGUGCUUUUCAUUAAGUGCUGUAGCUAAAGAGAUGUUUUUUUUUCUAAAUGACUCAAUUAUAAAAUAUAUUUUUAUAAAGCUGA
Messenger RNA from Mauremys mutica (yellowpond turtle), 1600 nucleotides. It is a transcript of the gene ZDHHC4, whose product is annotated as zinc finger DHHC-type palmitoyltransferase 4. The transcript has 7 exons. The record is from RefSeq and is a predicted model, not a curated record. Gene Ontology annotation, cellular component: Golgi apparatus; endoplasmic reticulum. NCBI's taxonomy places the organism in Eukaryota, Metazoa, Chordata, Testudines, Geoemydidae. The coding region runs from base 377 to 1408 and encodes 343 amino acids. Gene Ontology annotation, molecular function: protein-cysteine S-palmitoyltransferase activity. Gene Ontology annotation, biological process: peptidyl-L-cysteine S-palmitoylation; protein targeting to membrane.